UGCAGCUGCAUCCUUGGUUUUGUGCAAUCAACCACAGACGGUGAAGAUGAAUUAGCUUUCCACACGUAAGGUUUUGCUCUAAUGUAAUAAACUUAAACCUCAUCAGACAUUCAUCAGAUCUCCACCUAGGGAUUUAUUUACCAUUAUAACAUGCAGUCAGCUGGUUUCCUCCUGUUGUUCAUUUCACUCAGUAUUCUACUCUAUGAAUCAAGUAAUACCCCUACAGCUGAUAUCCCAGAGAUGCUAAAAGUCACUGCAAGAAGUUGCAAAGAACUUCGGAACAAACAUGGAAAGAAAAAAGAUGGUUUGUACUACUUGCUCUCUAAAAACAAUGAGAUUUACCAAACCUACUGUGACAUGACCACCGAUGGCGGAGGCUGGACACUGGUGGCCAGUGUGCAUGAGAACAACAUAAAUGGUAAAUGCACAGUAGGUGAUCGCUGGACAAGCCAACAAGGCAAUGAUGCAAAUUAUUAUGCGGGAGAUGAAACAUGGGCUAAUAAAGUCAUAUUUGGAACUCCAGAAGCUGCAACCAAUGAUGACUACAAGAACCCUGGAUAUUUUGACAUCCGUGGAAAAGAUAUUGCUGUGUGGCAUGUUACCAAUGAUCAUGAACUAGAGUACUGGAGAGUUGCUUCUGUUUUACGCUACCAUACUAAUACCAACUUUCUGACACUUUUUGAGGGGAACCUUUACAACUUCUUCAAGAAACACCCUUUAAAAUAUGGUGGAGGGGCAUGUAGUACUGAUAGAGGAAUUUCUGUUCCUAUUGUUUAUGAUGUUGGCAACGAGAUGAGAACUAAAGAAUUGUAUGGAGAAUAUGUUAGAGCGGAUUUUGACCCUGGAUAUGUAACAUUCAGAGUUUUCAACAAUUACAAUGAAGCCUUUGCAAUGUGUUCUGGGGUCAGGCCAAAAGGAUGCUAUGCACAAUAUUAUUGCAUUGGUGGUGGUGGCUACUUUCCAAGCACUUUUUGCAGCGAUUUCGCCUAUCUUGGUGCAAAUAACGGUGCAACAAAUGCAUAUGGUGCAUCUAAAGAGCUCAUACAAGCAUCUGUGCUUAUUUUCUACCGCUAAAAUACAAGACAUUACUAUAUGUAAUUUCCAGCAACUGUUUCUUUUUGCAUUUAAGCAAAGUUCUUAAUUUGUAGACACACUCACAGACACACACACACACACACACACACACACACACACACACACACACACACACACACACACACACACACGUAUUAUCCCACUGCUGUGAUAAUAAUCUUAAUGGAUUAAGCAACCAUACAAAAAAUGUCAUUAUGCUUGUAUUAUUAAGAUAAAAAAAAAAAAAAAGUGUGAUUUGCCACAAUAUUUGGACAUCUUAACUUGACAUCCCACAUUUACUGCAGCUAUUCUAAUGUCAUUGCACACUACUGUCAUUGCAUUACUAAUGUAUUAGGCUACUUCAUUCCUAAAAUAAUGAAUUAUAAUAAUAAUAAUAAUAAUAAAGCUUUGCAAGAAUA
Messenger RNA from Ctenopharyngodon idella (grass carp), 1493 nucleotides. It is a transcript of the gene itln1, whose product is annotated as intelectin 1. NCBI's taxonomy places the organism in Eukaryota, Metazoa, Chordata, Actinopteri, Cypriniformes, Xenocyprididae. The record is from RefSeq and is a predicted model, not a curated record. The coding region runs from base 151 to 1074 and encodes 307 amino acids. The transcript has 8 exons. Gene Ontology annotation, molecular function: oligosaccharide binding.